ACUUACCGUUACCGGUAUUUACCUUACACAGAACGGGCGCAGAGAAAAACAUUCGUUUGAACUUCUCAUUGUUAGAAUCUAGAGUGAUGUAUUCCUCAACAAGAAAUGUGUGGGAGAGACAGUAUGAGAAGGCUAGCAAGGCACUGUCACAAGUAAGUGUGACAGAGGGAGAUGUUGAUUAAUACAGUGAAUGGCAAUGCAAACAUUGUGGCAAUUGGGCUAGUCACCCUCUAACGAAUGCAUAUCUGGAUAAAAGCUACACGUCUGCAAAAAUGUCUACUGAACCAAUAAGGUUCCCAAACUUAGUUACCAGUGUUGAACGAAACCCACCACACGCUGCACGGACUGCACUUUAUUCUCGUUACACACCUUUUGAAUGGACACAGAGUAAUAUCAACUAUUAUAAUGAAUCCGAAACCAAUAGAAAUUAUGCAGAACGCCUCAGAAAUGAAGCAGUUCGUGUAAUUAGAGAUACUGAAGAACGAACAGCAGCUGCACAACGUGAUUCCGGUAGACGGCUUGGAGAACGGAUCACAGAUACCACAUUUUGGAGAAAUGCACUGUCAACUGAGCUGGAACGCCUUCUUGCUGAAAGCAACCUUCUUCAAGACAAACGGAAAGAUUUGGAAAAGUCUAUACAGGACAUUGAGGGGCCUCACCACAUUGCACAGGAAUGCCUGUACCAGAGGGAAAACAGAAUUGGGAUUGAUCUUGUUCAUGAUCAGGUUGAAAAAUCACUCUUAAAAGAAGUUGAAAUUCAAAGAAAUUGCCGAGAUCGCCUUAAAAGUAUUCAUGAUAAAGUAUGCCAACAGCUCCGUAACAAUCGAGCUGCCCAGCACGAGUUGGAAACCGAUUUAAACCUAAAAGAAUCCACACUGGAUAUUGAUACAAUGUGCCACCAGUUGAACAACUUCUCAAGAGGCAUCAAUUAUUUUGGGGGCAUAGAAAAGUUUGAUCCAACGGUAACUGUUCCAGAAACAUGGGCUGAGAAUAGUAAUCGCAUAAUCCAACGAUCACAAAAUGAGCGUUUUAAGUCUUCACAGUCUCGUUCUGACAGUGAUAAUCUUAUAAAUGCCUGUGCAAAUGAAAUCUGGAAUUCAUGGAAUGCUACAAAUAAUUCAUUGGCAAACAGGUCAUCAGAAAUACUGGAAGCAAAGAAUAAAUUACAAAUGCAUUUACAUAAGGUACAGCAAGAAAUAUUUGAUGUUGAAAAGCACAUGGAUAUGUUGCGUAAGGCUAUAAUGGACAAGAGCAAUCCCAUGAAAGUUGCUCAUACCCGCUUAGAAGCUCGCACUCACAGAAGAGAUGGCGAACUUUGUCGUGACCCUGCCCAACAGAGGCUUGUGCAAGAAGUGGGUGAACUAGGUGAAAGCUUAGACCAACUCCACCGCAAAUUACAAGAAGCUGAAGCUCAGCAUCAGCAGUUGCUCCGAACCCGAGCUGGUCUUGAGUCAGACCUGCAGAUCAAAGUAAAUUCAUUGUUCAUCGACCAAGAUAAGUGUUUAGGAAUGCGACGAAGUUUCCCUAUCACAGCUACAAUUAAAUAUUGAAGGCUGUCUUUUGCAUGUUUAUUAUAUAUAACACUUUCAUUUUCCUUAAUAUUCUUUGAGAAUAAAUAUCACUAAAUGUAAGUGUGUGGAACAUAGUAUUUCGCUAUUCCAACAAAAAUGUUUUUUAAUGGUGAUGUUAUUGUUCCUGCUGCUACAGUUGUUUACUACAGUAAGAAACAGAUACUACAUUCAGCAGAUGGGAUAAAUUGUUAAAUUUACAGUACAUCAGCUCCCUUAGAAAUAGUCUAGAGAUAGGACAGCAGAUCCUGUGGCCAGAACAUUGUUGUGGUGGUGCAAUGGACUUUUAUGACCUAGACUCUUAAAAGAUUAGAAGGAAUGGCAAAGACUGGGACAUUUAAAUAGCAUAAAAUACAGCAUGAGAACAGAGAAAAGGAGGGAAAAUUAUGGGCACGUAAGGCAGAAAUAUAAAGCUUUACAUUAUCAUAAACUGGAUUUUUUAAAAUAAUGCUUAUAUGUAGUGAUAAAUUCUGACACAAUAAUGAUGGAGGAACAAAGAAUGGAUGAGGGCUUAAUGAAUACAAACAUACUGUAGACAAGAGGGAGAGACAUGUAAAAAAGGAAUGAAUAUAUCCUUGUGGUUGUGUAACUGUAAAAUGAUGCAGCAUGGCACAUUUUUAAAAAGAUAACUGCUCUCUGUGACAGUAGAGAAGUUGGCACUCUAAAUAAUCUAUGUUCCUAGCAACUGAAAUUAUAUGUACAUUGUUCUGUGACCGUCUCUCUCAGCUUUCCAAAAACACGUUAGUUGGAAACUCUGGCGUACCCCUCAUUUUUAACAGUUGAGUGUGUAUUCCAGAAUAGACAAGUAUAUGGUUGCUUCCUUCUAUGGUUCCUUCUUUAGGUAGUGAAAUAAUAUAGCACAUUAAAAAUAUGCUUCUUUGGCUUCUAUUUGAGUAGUAGAUACCCAUUGUCAGAGUUUUAGUGGAGGUGAAGUCUUGGUUUCGAAAAAUCUAUUAUGUGCAUUAAUCUACUGAUUUGAGAAUUUAUAUUAGUUUUAAUGCUUCUGGCAUCAAUAAAGAUUCAAAAACAGAAAACAGCCUCCUUUUCCACUGUCUACUUCAUUCUGCUACUAAAUAAAUAGUUCUGCAUAUGUUGUAAAAUAUUAGGCCAUUUUAAAAGUAUCUACACAAUCUGACAGUAUUGGCACAGUUUCUCCAUACACAUAAACAGUAAUUAACAGAUUGUCUACCCAAUCAUCUGUUAAAACAGAAGCAGUCAUGCCACAGAAUUGCACCAUUUGCUGGGUGCCAGUUUGCAUUAUCCUCGCCACAUAUAACAAUGAUUUCAUUUUUGCUAGCUUUUGUUCCUUCAAAAUUUUCCACAUUUGUCAGCCCUGCCUGCAGUACUUGAUUUUCUAAUUUUCUCAUAGAACAAUACUUUUCUAUUUGAAUGUACCACUCAGUAAUAAUUAACUACCUUAAAGCACUCCGUCGUCAGGCCACAAGUGGCCCAUUGGGACCAUCCAACCGCUGUGUCAUCCUCAGCUGAGAAUGCAGAUAGGAGGGGUGUGUGUGGUCAGCACACUGCUCUCCUGGUCGUUAUGAUGGUUUUCUUUGACCAGAGCUGCUACUAUUCAGUCGAGUAGCUCCUCAAUUGGCAUCAGGAAGGUGAGUGCACCCCAAAAAAUGACAACAGCGCAUGAUGGCCCGGAUGGUCACCCGUCCAAGACCAACUACCUUAACCCUCCAUUAAAAACCAUGCUCAUUACACAGAGCCUCUGCAUCUACCUUCACUGUCAUGUAUGAAUACCCUUUCCACUUAAGCUUAUUUCCAUUAUCUUAUCACUUUAAAAUAAUCUCAUCAUAAAAACCUGACUUCAAAAGGUUGUACAAUUUGUGUGUUAUCAGAACUUAAUCUCAGAGAGUGCCAUUUUUGUAUUAAACAAACACAAGUGCAUUUUUAAACAAUUUUAUUAUCACAUGAAAGUCUAACCUUAAUCUAAUUUUCAACAUAAUAUCCACUAAUAUUAAGGUCCUCACCUCCUUCUUCCUCUUCUGUUGCAGCGUCUGUAGUACCAUGGAUUGCCCCUUUGUCGAUUACAUUUCUUCUUCACCUCCCAGAAUAUCUUCAUUCUUUCUUCUCUGCUCUUUUUCCAAGAUCUUCAGUAUCCUCUUUCCUGUAUCUGUUACUGUCAUUGAUCUCUAGCAUGUUCGUCAGUGUGUACUCGCUUCUGCAAUUUUCCUGUCCUUCCACCUUGAUCCAUAAUUCUGACCAGUCGCUCCUGAAUUUGACAAACCAUUUGCUUUCUCAUGGUAUUGCCCUUAUCAUGGUGAACAACCAACUUUUGAAUUUCACUCCCAUAAUAAUCUGCCUCCUAAUUUGGCAAUCAUUGCUGAAUGGCAAUUUUGACAGCAUUGUCACUGCUGUGACACUGUCUAAAUGUUUUGUACGUUUGGCUGCACAUAUGUUCAGAUUGUUUGCAGCUGUAUAAUGUGGUGAGAUCUUGCAUUCGUUGAGUCAUACAAGGAUGGACAUUUUCACGAGACAAAUUUCUUUACUUAGCUUGUCAUGUUUCAUUUUCAAUUGUUUGACUCAUUGUAAUUAUGACCUCGGAAUUGACUGAGUUGCUGUGAGGCAAAAAAUCCUAAAGAAAUUUCCCCUACCUAUACCAAAACACAGUUCACAUGGUUUCUCAGGCUGAAAUUGAUUACUUGAACCCCAUUUUCUGUAGUGAUGUUAAAUGCUUCCAUUUCAAGGAUUAUAUUUCAUUGCCUAUGUAACAUGAGCCACUUAUGUUUCAUCUCCAGUGACAAUUGUGCUUCACCUUUUUUACCAUAGAAAGAAAUUCAAAACACUGGCUAUUCGAUUGGCUUUUUGCACUUCGGUCAGUAUUUUAGGUACUUGGAAUGAGCACAACGUAGUUUCAGCAUUCUGCAGAACAAUGACAUAAAUAAAAUGGUUUGGAACGGGUAGGCUCAUAAGGCAAUUGUUCUUUUACAUCUACUUACUGCACCAAGUUUUUAAAUUCGACAGACAGCUGCCCACUUCACACUUCAUCAUUAACAUUAGUGAGCCUUUCUUUAUAUGUUUUAACCAAUGUCUUUAACAUUCAACUACUCAUCGAAUUUUCCUCAUAAACAUCACUAACCUACCAAUAAUUGUGACCAUUUUAUCAUUUUUUACACGCAGAAAUCAAAUAAUUGUAUGAAUUUUACACUUGAAGGAGUUUUGAUUAUCUUGGCAUUUUAAAUAAUUGCAGAGGAAAAUAAACAUUGGUGAAUGCUUCUGUUUUGGUGUUUAUGGAUAUCCAAUAACUAUAGGUAUUCAUUGAGCAAUUGCUGAUCACAGCACUGCAGCAGCAAUUAAGAAUUACACUUAAAAACAUGCUUUUUCUUACAAAGGUUUUACCCGGCGGAGUGCCACAUGAUAUUUAUUUAUUUCAUAAUGAUGUACAAAAUUUCCUGAACAUAGUACAAAGGUCCACGUACCAUAAAAUCAACUGAUAUAUAUGUCAACUGAUAUACUACAAACUAUUCUGUCCAAUAAACUAAGUUCAUAAUCAUGGCCUGGGAACAUGUGAAGCUAUUGGAUGUCAAUAUGGACGGGAAUAUAGUAUUGUUAAUAAUUUCUCAGGGAUUCAUAAAUGCCAUUCUGUAAGGGAAGUGAGACUUAACUACAAAUAACAUAAACAGCAACUUUAAGAUUGUGUGGGAUCCUUGAGGAGGGGCAAAAUGUAGUGCAUUAUAAGAUUCUUUAAGAAUUAAAAAAGACUAGAAACACGCAAAAAGUAGUCUCAACAUAUAUGGGAUCUUAACCACUGACAACAUAGGUGAAUUUCACAAAAUACUUGAAGAAAUGUCAAGAAUGACACUUACUAUUAGAGAUAUGUUAGUUGCUAUUAUAGCACGUUAUGGGUUUAUGCAGUAAAAUGUUAGUUGAUACCUGUAGUAACAUUAAAUUAAACAGAAUAGCUGUUAAGAUUUUCAAGUACAAGUACAAGUUGCAUCUCAAAAUGGUUAAAUACGAAAAAGUUGUGUCACUGCCAAAACUUUUGCUUUUCUGUAAAAUUGUACUAAAAGUUGAUGUCGUUCUACUUGGUGUAUUAAUUUGGGCCUAUCAAGUACAUUCCAUAUCAUGUACUGUGUACAGUCACAUUAGCCAGAAGUUUAAACACAUUUAGGAACAGCAUGCAUAUCUUUGUGUGGUUAGCACCUGUGCAGAUUAUUCAAAAUAAACUCACUCUACAUUUGGCAUACACUAUGUAUAAAGUAAAGUAUAAAAUGGAAAAAAUGAGUACAAGGUUUUCUUUCCAACGUUUUGUAACGAUUAUAUUUAGCAUUUGUAGCAUUAUCUGUAUUGGAGUAUUUAUGGGCUGCUCCCCAUUCUGAAUGUGCAUGGCAUUGCCAAAUAGCUAUAAAAACAUAUAACUCUGUUUCUAGAUAUUGUGAUUUUUGCUCAUAAGGUUUAUUUGUAGAUCCAACAGUAUAAUUUUCAUCUAGAAGAAGAGAAUAAAAUCUUGUCUCUCAUACUUGGGAUACAGAACGUGCAUCAGUUAACAGUCGCCAUGAAAAAUGUGAAAUGGGCAACAAAAGUACUUUGUAGCAAAAAUUGUGUGUGUUGCACAGAUAUAUAUAAACAGCAGAAACUUAUUUUACUUUCUUUAUGGUGACAAAGUAAAUAUACAACAUGUAUUAUGCUAUCCUGUUCCAAAUGUCAGAAGCAUGUGUGUAGUAUGUAGUGGAAAGAAAAGGACACUCAUUUAAAGACAGCUAUGAAAGGGAUGCUAUGAAUACAAAAGCCCAGUUCAAGAAAACUACUUGUAAUUUACCACACAGAAUUAAAAAGAGGAGCAAUGCAACCAGAAAGUAAACAAAGUAUAUGGAACACUGGAUUUGAAAAUGAACAGAAAACCAUAACAUAAGAGAUGCUAUGUAUUAGGAAGUUUUAUUACAAUAUAAUUUUACAGAACAGUGGUCUGUGGCCUCAGGUGACACUGUAUUAAAUGGUACCCCUGGAAUGAGCAAAAAACCUGUAUGUUUUGUAAAUCUGAAAUGAAAUUCUUCUUCAUCAAGAUUCAAGGGAAUUACUUUUUAACUUACCUUGACAUUUAUGUGGAGAAAUUUUUGUAAAAAUUUAUACUCUUCCGUUGUGUGGCUGGACUGACAUUUAUGCCAACUUGUAUUUGCUGUGCCUGUUGAUAUAUCACACUAAACUAUACAACAGUUGCAUCAUGGAAACAGUAACAAAAUGUGUGGCUGACAGUUUCAUUAUGUAAUGUAAUUGCUCUGUUAUCCCUACAGUACCAAAACUAAUCAUUAAUGGUUGUUCUUUCAGUGGCCACACUGUAACUACUAUUGUAGUUCUAUGUAACGCCAAACAUGUUACAGAUGUAGUGGUAAUGUAAAUUAUGUAUUCAUCUUACAGGAUCUGGCUUAUAGACCUGCUCCUCAGUUGAAAUAUUAGUGUAAAUGUAAAUUUCUGUUUAAAGCAGUUAUGCUGGUCUUGAGGAACUAACAUGAUCAUAAAUUUUAAUGUACAUUACUUGAAUCAAUGCUUCAUGAAGUUCUUGCCCUGUUUGAUUCAUAUCCAGACUUGAGAUUUUCACAACUUUCUCUUCUGGGGAUUUCAGUAGGUAUUUAGGUACUUUAUAAAAUUGGCCAAAUUGUGUUACGGAGAUGUCACAAAGUCAGGGAACUUCACCAGAGAUUAUGUCUAUGAUUGAAGUACUUUGAUAGCAAUCGUGAUUUCAGUGGACGGUGGCUGACUCUGCAGAUUUCUCUGUUGCCUUUCAGCAUUAAGCACUGCUUUCCAGGCACCAUUAUGGGUGUAGCCACUAUCCCAUUUAAAUUUUGUUGUUACACAUUCUGAUCUCAAGAGCUUCUUUGAUGGUUGAAUCUCAGUAGGUAGAUGCAUGGGAUAGCAUUUCCGUUUUGUCGAACAUAGUCAUAUUUUAGUUCAUGAGGCUGUGUUCAGCAACUGCAGAUUUGUCGAAUUUGUGAUAUUUAAUGUGGCAUCAACGCUCUAUGCAGCAUUAUGAAAUUGUAUUUCAUGACCAAUGUCACUCCUGCUGUGUGCAUGUGGUAGCAAUUAAAUUCGUCAGUUGAUAAGAACUAUUUUAGAACACUGACAAAGCACCAACAGUACAUUAAAUACCACAAAUUCGACAAAUCUGUAGUUCCUGAAUGCAGCCUCAUGAAUUAACAAAUGAUUAUGUUUGAAGAAACAUAAAUAUUAUCCCAAGCAUUUCCCUAAUGGGAUUCUGUCAUCAGAGACACCUUUGAGAUCAGAAUGUGUAACAAGUUUAACCAGGAAAGAGGCUACACCAUAGUGGUGCAUGGAAAUUGGAGCUUGAUGCUGAAAGGCAACAGAGAAAUCGGCUGAGGAAUCCAUCAUCUACUGAAAGCCGCAUUGCUACCAGUGUUCUUCAGUCGUAGAUAUUAACAUAAUUUCGGUAGCAUGUGGAAGUUCCAUGAUUUUGUGAUGUCCCCUUGACAUAAUUCAGCCAACUAAAUAAAGUACCUAAUGGCUUACUGAAACCUCCUGAUGAUGACAAUGGAGCAAGUCAUUGAAAGUUCAAGACUGCAAGACUGAAUACAAAUCUGAUGUGGCAAGAAUGCUGUGAAACAUUUAUACAAUAAUUUUUGCUGCAAAAACUAAGUUAUCAAUGUAUAUACUUGAUUGCCCUUUCCAUCAUCUUAUGAAAGCAGCAUUGCUACCAGUGUUCUUUAGUAGUGGACACUGACAUAAUCUCUGUUAGUGUAUGCAAGUUCCAUAACUAAAUAGCCUAAUGAAUGUUAGCAGCAGUUCAGACCUUCACACAUUAGCUGUUACUUCGUGCUGCCUCUAGUUAUUAUAUGUUUAAUGUGAGAAUGCCAUUUGCAUAGCUCUUUCUUCUGUCCAGUGCAUAAUGAUUCUCGAAAAAAUGAAUCUAUUGUGGCAUGAACAACACAUAUAACCAUACAAAUAAAACUUAGUAUAAAAUGCUUUUUGUUUUCAUCAACGUUAUUCAAGAAUGCACUUCCAACAUGUGUGAAGAUUCUGCUGCUAAAGUUAAUUGUUUAUGAGCUGUCAUAUUAAAUUUUAUGAGUAUAUACCAUUUCCAUAAAGUGCAAUUUUGAAGCAAGUAUUUACUAAAUGAGUUUUCGAAGUUGAAAGGUAAUGUAUGCAACAUACACAAAAGUAGCAAGACUAUUCAGUAACUGUUUUAUUGUAUUUUAAAUAUGCAUGUUGCUUUCUUAGAGGAGUUUAUCAGCCCUGUUACUCAUGUGUACAUACUGAAUAUGUGGAAUAUUGGUUCCAUAAACAAAAAUAUGUUGCCUUUAUGUGAGCAGAGCUUUAUAAUGAGAGUUAAGUUUCAUAUUUGGAAGAAGUAUCCAUAACCACUAACAUUUUAUCUAUUUAUGCAUCUUUAAGCAUUUCUCACAUGUAUGCAAUCAUUUCAGGAAAGACAGAUGUAUCAGCAAAUGUUUUGACAAGCUCUUUGUACAAAAUGUAUAGAUUUGUGCCAUUGUUCUUGGGCCAAUGCUUGUUCAAUUGAACCUUUACAUUUUUCUGCAAAAUAUACAUAAAUAUACAUAUAUUAAAAACAA
This is a messenger RNA of Schistocerca gregaria, 9097 nucleotides long. RefSeq names its product tektin-3-like. Bases 273 to 1550 code for a protein of 425 amino acids. NCBI's taxonomy places the organism in Eukaryota, Metazoa, Arthropoda, Insecta, Orthoptera, Acrididae. The transcript has 9 exons. The record is from RefSeq and is a predicted model, not a curated record. Gene Ontology annotation, cellular component: microtubule cytoskeleton; nucleus. Gene Ontology annotation, biological process: cilium assembly; cilium movement involved in cell motility.